CGGCUCCUCUGGCGGGGCCGCGAACCGGAGCGGCUCGAACUCGCGGGAGGGACCCGGAGGGGACCGGGAGGGGACCGGGAGGGGACCAAGAGGGGACCAGGAGGGACCAGGAGGGACCCGGAGGAGGACGAAGGGCAUCGAGGCUCCGCGGCGGCAGUGCCGCGAGAAGAGGAAGAAGGUGGAGGAGGGCAGGGGUAAGGAGGUCAUGACCCCCAGCGCGCGGACCCCCCACCGCCUCCCUCGUGCGGGACCCCUCCGUGACCUCUAACCCCCUGCGGAGGAGACGGCGGCCCGCCCCACGGGGGGCUCCUGCGAGCGACUCCGUCAACGCGCGUCACUCGCGGGCGGUGGGCACGCUCCCCCAAGUGCCUCGCUCUGGGCUGCGAUGGAGCACAUGGCGGAGGGAGACGCAGCGGCCCUGUCACACGACGGCAAGGCUGAGCCGCAGAGCGUGCCGAUUUCCGCUCUCAAACACAACGGGCUGCUCCAGAGCCUGGCUGUGGAGACAGAGCACACACCGCGAGCAGAGGAGAUGGAGGAUCUGAUCCAGGCUCAGAAUGAGUGGGCAGCAGUGGAAACGAUUCAGCCAGUGGCAGGAGCGGGGGCGGAGGCGCUCACUCAGACGCCUCCCAUCUCCUUCAGCGAGGCCCUGCACCACUUCCAGACGGCCGACCUCUCCCGCUACUCCAAGUUGAUUCAGCCCACGCUGCGUCGAGGGGGGCUCUCGGCCCUCGCACACUUCCUGUUCGGCCCCCCACGCCUCCGCCGGGAGCUGCAGGGAGAGCGAGACCUGGUGUUCACCAUGGCUCUGUGCCCACUGGAUCACAGCCAGGCCGUACAGACACGCAUCCUGCAGACCGUCUACCGCCAGCUCACGGGCUCCCGCCUCGACUGCCCACGCUUCGGCCCCCACUGGGAGGAGAUCGGCUUCCAGGGCAGUGACCCGGGCACCGACCUGCGUGGAGCGGGGCUGCUGGGUCUGAUGCAGCUGCUGUGUGCGCUCACGGAGCCCCACAGCCUGCCUCUCGCACGCGACCUCUACCGCCUCUCCCAGCACCACACACAGAACUUCCCAUUCUGCAUCAUGUCCAUCAACCUGAGCCGCAUUUGCCUGCAGGCUCUACGCGAGGAGUGCCUCACCAGGGAGUGUAACCGCCGGCUGCAGGUGGUGCCGGUGCUGAGCGACCUCUUUGCUGCGCUGCUGCUGCAGCUGCACCGCACGUGGAGGGAGCGCCACUGCACCAUCGCUGACUCCGGCGCCGUGCUGCAGGAAGUGGAGGUGGCCGCCAAGCGGUCCCCGAGGCAGCUGCUGCGCAAGCUGGAGCUCCACUUGAGCGGUGGCGCUACCGGCCCCACCGCUCCCGCCGGCCCCACCGGCCCCACCGCAGCCCAGACCCUCGGCUUCUCCUCCGUCUCCGACAUGGACGGCAGCCCCCACGGACGCGCGGACAGAAGCAAGGGGGGGCAUGCGGGGGGCAGGGGGCAGCAAUACAUCGUGGACGAGCGCACAGCGCCCUAAGGGAGGAGUGCAGGGCGGGGAGGGGGUCACGCGGUGGAGGGCGGAGGUCGCGGGCUGCUCUCGUUGGAGCCGGGCAACCCCACGGGGCCGCCCGGCUUCAUCCGGGUGGAGCGACCUCCACUCGGGCACGGGGUGUCGCGGUGCUGCUCCGGUGAUGAGCUCCGCUCAAGAGAAAGUUAAUGACAGGUGGCGGUGGUCGCUGGUGAUAGUGGGAGCGGUGGUAGUGGUAGGGGUUCAAGUUCAUUGUGUGUAGCUAAGAUGAGAAGGCGAGAGACCAGGGUAGGAGUAUCCCGCUUGCAAGAGUGACCCUGGUCACCAAAGUGACAUGAACAAAUAUAGUACGGCAAUGAAGCAAAUAUAAAUCGGGGUUAGUGGCGUUAGUUGAUAGUUGUGGCGGUAGUGAUGGCGAUAUUGGGGGGCGGCGGUAGUCAUUGCGCGUAGGGCGUUUUCCGGUUCGCUAAACACACGCGUGACGGUUACCAACGCACCGGUGUGAGAUGAAUUGGAGAUCCGGCCGCUCUUGACGUUUGCGUCGCCAAAGUCCGACAUGGCGGGGGAGGAGGUGCCGCUAACUUUGACGCCAGCUGCGGCCAGCGGCGCGCAGAGACGGACAUCGCCGACUCGGAGACUGGGAAACGCUUCGGGAAUAAUGAUCAAAAUCAGAUGUCUAACAGCUCACCCACCGGCGAUUCCAUGAAUUGCCGUCAUUAGGGUUAGGGGGUAGGAUGUAUGCUUGUUUUGUCUCGUUUGUACCGUCUCGUUUGUAUUGUUCAUACAAAAAAAGGUUUCUGGGUUAGAUCGCGUAAGUACAAAUGUGUUGUAACCCUCCACCACCCGACAGCCAAUUCGUAAGGGAUUUGUCGCGUAAACAAAACUCCAGUUAGUCACUGCUUCAUCCUACCGGUGUGUUGGAGAGUAAAUCCACAACAUUUACAAUUUGAGUACCGCGAUUUGGCAAAUCGCGAUGUAACCCAAAAACCUUUAUUAUUAUUAUUAAUAUUGGUGGCGAAAGCCUACUACGUGUUAAUCUCGUUUGUAUUGAUCGUCUCGUGCAUUAAAUCUUGUCCGUUAGCCUCAA
Messenger RNA from Lethenteron reissneri (Far Eastern brook lamprey), 2597 nucleotides. RefSeq names its product ELMO domain containing 3 (gene ELMOD3). The record is from RefSeq and is a predicted model, not a curated record. Lineage: Eukaryota; Metazoa; Chordata; Hyperoartia; Petromyzontiformes; Petromyzontidae.